Cynara cardunculus var. scolymus (artichoke) is the source of this 2489-nucleotide messenger RNA. RefSeq names its product THO complex subunit 4D-like. Gene Ontology annotation, cellular component: nucleus. Gene Ontology annotation, biological process: mRNA export from nucleus. The transcript is spliced from 6 exons. NCBI's taxonomy places the organism in Eukaryota, Viridiplantae, Streptophyta, Magnoliopsida, Asterales, Asteraceae. Gene Ontology annotation, molecular function: mRNA binding. The coding region runs from base 966 to 1607 and encodes 213 amino acids. The record is from RefSeq and is a predicted model, not a curated record.
AAAUCAAAAUCAAAAGUUCUCUCUUCUCCUCUUUGAAACCCUAAUUCUAUUCCUCAAAACGUAUCUCUCCGAUCUCUAUUCACAAUCAUCAUACGAUCUAUGCCCCUUUCUUCCAUACUUGUAGUCUUUUUCUCCCUCUAACCUCUCUCUUCGUCUGCUUACGAUUUCUGCAAUCGGUUCUUCGUCGCAGAUCGUACCGAAAAUUCAGAGAUUUGUUUAACACCUGCUGUAUUUCAGGUAAGUUUUUUUCGCUUGUUCAUUUAUUUAUACAUACAGAAUCAUAGACGCAGAGCAGUAUGCGCAUCGGAUCGAUUGAUCUGUAUGUGAUUCGUUGCGGGGUAUGGACAUUUGAAAAUAGGUUGAUUCUUUUUACGUGUGACCGUAGUUCAAUAUAUCAAUCAUCUUUGAAGUACUGCCUAUUUAACUAAAUCGGUCAAUCGUGUUAUGGUUAUAUCGUUUCUUCUAAUUAACCUAGAUAUAGUUAUAUUAUUUGACUAUGUAAACCUGGGAUUUGGGAUCUUCCUUUUGUUAUACGGGUCACUAAAUCGGUCAAUCGUGUUAUGGUUAUAUCGUUUCUUCUAAUUAACCUAGAUAUAGUUAUAUUAUUUGACUAUGUAAACCUGGGAUUUGGGAUCUUUCUUUUGUUAUACGGGUCACUAACAGUCGAUAGGAUCUGUCUUUUGCCGUACGACCACAGUAAUAUAUGUAAUAGCCUAUUAAACCUUCUAGAACUUGGGUACAUGGAACUUUAUCUAAGCUUUUAUCGCAUGCUGAAAAUAUAACCGUCUGUAGGUAGUGCCUCUUUCCAAGAAAGUUAUAUUUGAUUGAUUAAAUUACUCAAUUGCAUGUUAUGGAACUACUUUACAUGCAUAUGAUUGAGAACAGACGUUGGUUUUUGACAAGUCUUUUUCUAUUUUGACAGGAAUUUUUGUUUCUGAAAACAAAGUUGCAGAGUCUACUUUGCAAUGGCAUCUUUGGAUAUGUCCCUUGAUGAUAGGAUAAAAAGCAGGCGCACUACUGAUAGAGGUAGAGGGCGAGGUAAGGCCCGUAGGCGAGGACAAGGAGGGUCAUUUGGUACCGGAAGACCCACAGGGCCACCUCGCAAAGGUCCCCUCAGGGUGAAUGCUCGUCCAUCAGCUUAUACUAUUGCCAAGUCUUUUCGCAGACCCAAGAAUUUGCCAUGGCAGCGUGACUUGUUGGAAGAAAGCCUAAAAGCAGCAGGUCUACCAGGACUGGACAAUGGUGCAAAAUUAUAUGUUUCCAACUUGGACAUAGGAGUCACAAACGAAGAUAUAAGGGAACUGUUUUCUGAGAUUGGGGAGCUGAAAAGAUAUGCAAUUCAUUAUGACAAAAGUGGACGUCCAAAUGGAACAGCUGAAGUAAUGUUUGCUCGAAGAAGUGAUGCUUUUCAAGCGCUCAAUCGUUACAAUAAUGUACAAUUGGAUGGGAAGCCAAUGAAGAUUGAGAUUGUAGGCUCCAAGUCUGAGGUUCCGCUUUCACCUCGUGUGAAUGUGGUUGGAGGAGUAAAUGGACAUAGGACAGUUGUGAUGAUGCCGGGAGGGGGUCGUGGAAGAGGAGCAGCUGCAUUUAAUCGUGCAUCUGGUUAGAGGUGAUCGUUGUUCAACGGGUUUAAUAUAGCAAAACCAAGGUACUUCCCUGGCUAACGAGUUGGGCUUGCCCUAAUCCCUUUAAUCUCUUCAGAGGAAUCUAUUGACUUCCCAUUUUUGUGCAUGUCACUUUGAUCAUCACAAACACUAAACUCACACUUUAACUUUAUAUAAAAAGGUAAUGACGGAUGUUGUGCUAGAUAAUGUGUAGGAUUGGUUCUGAAACAUAUCCUUGCAUAAAGUCAUUGUUGGGGCACUGUAGGCGAUUGUUUGGGCAUCUAGUACCCUCUUUUCUUUUGUUUUGUGUGAUUUCUUCAAUCAAUAGGGGCAAAGUGCAUCAAAUUAAAACAAAGUUUUGGUGUAGUUUCUGUUUAGUGUAACAAAGUAUAAAUUUUUUCUAUUUUAUAUCAAUUUUGAUAGGUAAUCUGCAGAUUUUGUAACAAUUGAUGAUGUGGAUGCUAAUUACGAAAUGUUAAUAGCAAAGGGGAUGAUAAACUUGGCAUUCAUGUCAUCAAAUGUUAAAAGAUUGGUAAAAAUGGGUGCAAAAUAGCAAGUGCUGAAAACAUGGGGUUCACCGUAUUUCAGGAUUUAUCAAGUUGUUAUUUUCAAUCAUAGAGCUGAAAACAUGGGGUUCACUGUAUUUCAGGAUUUAUCAAGUUGUUAUUUUCAAUCAUAGAGCUUGUUUAUGGAAAAUAGAUUCUUUAAUCUUUCUGGACCGUUUACCUGUGAGAUUUACUGAUUGGUUUGAAAUGGUUUGUGCACAUUCUUACAAUCUUGGUAUUGGUUUAUGUGUUGUAGUCAGAGAAGCCGUGGUGGUACAGUAAAUGGACGUGGUGGACGUGGACGUGGACGUGGUGGUCGUGGGCGUGGUCGAGGACGGAA